CCUUGCGGCAGAACACGUGCAGUUGUGUCAGCUGCCAGUGCGGUCUCAGCGCGUUACCGCGACGGCGUGGUCAGGCAGAAUGUUUACAAACGUCGAUGUCCGUGGCGUGGCACGAGGACGCUGUUCUCGCGACAAGUGCGAAUGCGACGGCUUUUCGCGCUCCCACACAGAAGUAAACGUCGGCGGAAGCGAGGUAGUCCAGUGCGGCUGGUGUUGCUACUGCGGACAUUCGCCAGUCUGUCACACUCGCGUUGGUGCAAACGUCCUUGGACAGGAGGAAAUUGUUUCAGUCAGCUGGCAGGCUGCCCGGCCACCAUCGCUUGACCUGUCGGUGUGUCGGGGCUGGGACGGUAACAUGUUGCAACCAGCACAGGCCCUGAUCGACGAUGAUGUCAUUUUGGUGGAAUCGGAGGACGAGAAGCCUGCCUUACCGAAUGAACACCAACUAGAGCAGCGCAAGGCAGCACAGCCCCUGAUCGAUGAUGAUGUCAUUUUGGUGGAAUUGGAAGACGAGAAGCCUGCCUUACCGAAUGAACACCAAGUAGAGCAGUGCAAGGAUGAUCCCUCUUUGGGUGCUUCCGCUUCAAGCAGUGAUCUUCUGCAGCGGGUUGAGCAGCUCAAAUGGGAGAAUGAUCAGCUAAAGGAGCAUCUCGCCGAUAGAAAAUUCCUUUCUGAAUCAAUUUCCAAGGUGAUUGAAUUGGGGAAGAGCCUUGAGCAACUGCUACCCGAACGAGAGAACAGGGACCAGAACAAUCCCAGGGACAGCGGCGUGGCAAGUGCAGACGACAGCAAACUGCCGCUUGAACAAGAGGACAGUCCUGUGAGCUUUUCAAGAAAGGGCCGGAGGAACGUUCCACGGAAGGGUCAACGAAAGGGUCUUCGGAAGGGUCUCGGGAGGAAUCCCAGAAUGAGUGGAAGCAGCAGCACACUGGACAGCGGCGUAUGUAACGACUCGUCCAUGGUGGAUAUCGGUAAUGGCGUCUUGGUGGAGGAAAAGCAACUGGGCGAGCUUUUCAAGUCCCACACCACCAGUGCAACCAAGUUUGGCCGCAGCCUCCUUCGCAUAGUCUUCACUCCAGAUGAACUACAAGGAAAGUGCCUUUUGGGGAGGAACAGCAAAGGAUCCGCCAAGCAGCCACUGGACCACAUCCGUGUGAGAGCUGUCAUAGACUAUACCUGCUCCAAGUUUGGUGUAAACAAGCAACGCUUGAGGUCAAGCCUUUCCGCCAUGAUGUAUUACUGUCAAACUGGAAUAAGUCGACCUCCAUCAUUUCGUUGACGUCCGCGUCAGCUCGGAAAAUUUGUUUAGCAUCCGCAAGUGUGGUUGCCGAGUAUUUGGGCUAGUUGCAAGCGAUCUGUGAUUCAUUUCUCACUGAAUUACCCUGAAGUUUUCUAACUCAUUGUGAUGCAUUGCAAUAUAGCAUGACUUUUGUUGUUUUGCUUCAUUCUCACAACCAUUUAAAAUAUUUUUUUUUAAAUACAGUACUCAUUGAAUACCCAAGUGAUUUCAUCACAAUGUGAUUUUUGUAUGCCAAAGAAAUUUUAAUAAAUGUCAAGCUGUGAUAUCAACAAAGAUUUAUAAGAAGUGCAAUAUGCCAGUUUUCUAUGCACCAUUUUUAUGCUUAUUUCUUGCUCUACCUUGGGUUUUUAAUAUUGUGCUUGGUUUCUUCUUAAUUUAUUCAAGGCUUUGGAGGAAGUAUGGCCCAAUUUAACAGUAUGUGGUUUCUGUGGCUGACACUUAUAUUUCCAGCAUCAUUGUUGAUCUCAUUUUUGAGUAGCUUACAUGUGGUUGUGAUCAUUGUUCAUCAGCUUAUAAUUUGGUUCAAGCUUUUUAUGACAAAACAAUGACAUGGCUGACAUGCUUUUAUGGUACCAUUUGGAGCUUUAGUGGGCACGACUGUAAGGGGAGCACAAAUUUUGACAAUGACAAGUAUGCUAAUAGUUUUAAAAGCCUGCCCGUAUACAUAUUGUGAUUUACAAGCUACUACGAGCCUAUCAGAAACGUAAAUGUGAGAAAAUGUCGGUGGUGCCAUCAUGAGAAAUAGAGGAAGCAGAGGUGUUAUUUUAAUGACGAGCUGUAUUUUAAUUAGCUGAAGUUGUGAAGAGUCGGCAUUUGCAUCACCAAGAACAUGCAUUCCUUUUAUUUUCCUUUGAUGAGAACACUUGUGCAGCACAAGUGUUUCUAAUAUGUGAUUGUACAAAGCCCCUGCUAGCAACAUAAGGUGUUGCUAGCAGUGCUGCUUGUACUGUGCACUUUUCUGGUAUUCUGAAAACAGUAAGAGUUGUGACAUGCUAAAACUCUCUACUGAUGGCGUCUAUGUGCUGCUAUUUGGACGCCACUCUGAUUAUUGCUGUUUUUUUUUUUACUUGACAUUUUGUAGCCUGCUGCAUGUUUUGUUUUGUGUAUAUUUGUGUCGUUCUGUUCAGUGAUCCAGAUUCCACUGCACAUUGGUACUUCAAUAUUCCACCACAAGCUUUUCUAUAGUGUUGCUGUCACACUGUUUGUAAUAGCUAUCGUACUGCUUCUGCAUACUUUGUGGUGCAGACGUAGUUGUACAAAUAUAAUUGGUGUAGUAAUAGUUCUACCGUCCAACACAAAUUAGUUAUCUAUCAGUUGGUCAUUGGGACUUGCAGCAGGCGCUGUUGUGCAACAGCUGGCAGCACAUAGCUUAGGAUCUACAUUGUCUGAGUGAACCUGUGUCGUUUCAGAACAGUGAAAAUACUAUAAAGUCGCAGUAUGGUGGCUUGGUGCCUGGGGCUGUAUCCCUGCAUGGCCACUUUUGCGUGAUUGGCAUCGGAUGCAUGAGCAUCUGCGAACGACCACCUUGGCACGAUGGCAAGCACACUGCAUCGCAUCGCAGUGCUGGGAGAGCUGUCAACUGUAGACAUCGACACUUCCGGUGCUAAUUGACCGAAAGUAUUGCCAUCUGGCAGUACAAAGAAUAAAAGUACGAGCUACAA
Dermacentor albipictus is the source of this 2961-nucleotide messenger RNA. RefSeq lists its product as uncharacterized. NCBI's taxonomy places the organism in Eukaryota, Metazoa, Arthropoda, Arachnida, Ixodida, Ixodidae. The record is from RefSeq and is a predicted model, not a curated record. Gene Ontology annotation, molecular function: DNA binding.